AUGGAAGACUUUAAUGCAGCCAUUCAGAAUACAGGACUACUACCAGUACCCAUGCAGGGAGAGUGGUACACAUGGCACAACCAUAGUGCGACACCACGGAACAUCUGGAAAAGAUUGGACCGCAUGUUGAUAAAUGAUAGCUGGAUGGCACGAUUCCCUAACACAUUCUACUCGGUCCUUACACCACGCACUUCAGACCACUCACCGAUGGUAAUAUAUGGGGACCGACAACAGCAGUAUGGAGGUAUGUUCCGAUUCGAUAACUACCUCGCUCGUUCACCUGAGUUUAUUCCUAGUGUGCGGAAUAUAUGGCAACAUAAUAUUGUUGGUACGCCUAUGUAUGCUGUGACACGCAAACUCAAAGCAUUGAAACCAAUAUUCCGAGAGCAAAGGAGAAAUAAAGGGGAUCUAUCGCAUAAUGUCCAAAUGGCGAAAGGGUUUCUUGAAGCAGCACAAGUUCUUGUUAGCUCAAGAAGACGAGAUGAGCUAUUCAUACAACUAGAGCACUGUUGUCGACUCGUACUGGCCAAAGCAACAAAACUAGAGCAAAUUAUGCUACAACAACGAGCAAAGAUGCAGUGGAUGAAGGGAGGUGAUCAGUGCUCCCGAGUGUUCUUUCAGAAGAUUACCCAACGAAGAUCAUCAAGGAGGAUCUUCCAGAUCAACGAUGACCAGGGAUCCACUCACACUAAUCCAGAAGAAGUUAUUAAUCAGUUUGUCACAUAUUCCCAAAACCUGCUAGGGGGAGAUAGACGACGAUCAAUUAUUGACAUUCGAUUUCUCAGACCGUGGGCUAGGCACAUUCUGAGUAAUGAGGAAUCUACCGCUUUACUGUUACCGUUCACACCAGCAGAUGUCAAACAGCGGUUUUUGACAUUGCUGAGGACAAGGCCCCAGGCCCGGAUGGAUACUCAUCGUGCUUCUUCAAAGCAGCAUGGCCUAUUGUUGGACAGGAAGUGA
Messenger RNA from Sesamum indicum (sesame), 960 nucleotides. NCBI's taxonomy places the organism in Eukaryota, Viridiplantae, Streptophyta, Magnoliopsida, Lamiales, Pedaliaceae. The record is from RefSeq and is a predicted model, not a curated record.